AGGGAAGUAUGGCAGCCAGGGGUGUGGCGGGUCCUGGGACAAGGCGGGGCUUACAGUACAGCGUCGCUUGGGGCGGGGCCCUGGUGGGGGUGUGUGGCCUUGGCAGGGGUGUGGCGUGGCGUGGCAGGACUAGAUCAGGCUGUGCUGGGCUGGCCAGGGCGUUCCCGUUGCCAGAAGCUGCGGAGAGCCUCGGCGUGUGCAUCGGUCUUGCUCUCAUCCGCACUCUGCGCUCUACGGUUCGCCCCGGAGUACACCUGACUAACGGCGACAUGGCCCAGGUUCUUAGAGGCACCGUGACUGCCUUCCCUGAAUUUGAUGGCAGGGCUGAUGCAGAAGUUCUUCGGAAGGCCAUGAAAGGCUUGGGCACCGAUGAAGAGAGCAUCCUGACCCUGUUGACAUCGCGAAGCAAUGACCAGCGCCAGGAAAUUGCUGAUGAGUUUAAGACUCUCUUUGGCAGGAACCUUGUGGAUGACCUGAAGUCUGAGCUGACUGGGAAGUUUGAGAAGUUAAUCGUGGCCUUGAUGAAGCCCUCCCGUGCCUAUGACGCCUAUGAGCUGAAGCACGCUCUCAAGGGAGCUGGGACAAAUGAGAAAGUAUUGACUGAAAUUAUUGCUUCAAGGACACCUGAAGAAAUCGAGGGAAUAAAACAAGUUUAUGAAGAAGAAUAUGGUUCCAGCCUGGAGGAUGACGUGGUGGGGGAUACCUCAGGGUACUACCAGAGGAUGCUGGUGGUCCUCCUUCAGGCCAAUAGAGACACGGAUACGGCAAUUGACGAUGCUCGAGUUGAACAGGAUGCUCAGGUUCUGUUCCAGGCUGGGGAGCUGAAGUGGGGGACGGAUGAAGAGAAGUUUAUAACCAUCCUUGGGACACGCAGUGUGUCUCACUUGAGAAGAGUGUUUGACAAGUACAUGACAAUAUCAGGAUUUCAGAUCGAGGAAACCAUUGACCGAGAGACGUCAGGGAACUUGGAGCAGCUGCUCCUGGCUGUUGUGAAGUCUAUUCGGAGCAUACCUGCCUACCUCGCAGAGACCCUGUACUAUGCUAUGAAGGGUGCUGGGACAGACGAUCACACCCUCAUCAGAGUGGUGGUGUCGAGGAGCGAGAUUGACCUGUUUAACAUCCGGAAGGAGUUUAGGAAGAACUUCGCCACCUCUCUGUAUUCCAUGAUCAAGGGAGACACAUCUGGGGACUAUAAGAGAGCCUUGCUGCUGCUCUGUGGAGGAGAAGAUGACUGAGGAGCUCCCUGGAGGGCCUGUGCCUGCUGCCCUCCAUCCGCUUCCUCCGGCACAUGCACCCGUGCUCA
Molecule: messenger RNA, 1303 nt
Organism: Acomys russatus (golden spiny mouse)
Lineage: Eukaryota; Metazoa; Chordata; Mammalia; Rodentia; Muridae
Gene: Anxa5
Product: annexin A5
Exons: 13
Coding region: 9-1235 (408 amino acids)
Biological process (GO): negative regulation of coagulation
Cellular component (GO): cytoplasm
Molecular function (GO): calcium ion binding; calcium-dependent phospholipid binding
Source: RefSeq, a predicted model, not a curated record